CUUGGCUUCCUCAUAUUUAGUUGUAACUCGUGCUGCAUGUGCUCUAGCUACUCGCCGUUUACAAUUGUUGCUGGCCAUGCCACCUGGUCAGGUGGCGCUCCAGCUACCAUUAGAGGAUAUGUCAAAGGUCCUUAAUUACAUUAAGGAAAAUAAACUGGAAAAAAGGUAUGGGCAGCUGCAUGGCUUACUACAAAGGUUGAUGGACAAGUUCAUGGAGUUACUGUCCCGCAAGGAAAUGAAACUUCUCAGCCAAGCUUAUCCCACACGUCUGUCACUACGUCAACACGUUUAGAUCUGAACUGGUACCUGGCUCUUGUAAGAAAUAGAUGUACUCAUGGUGAAGGAGGUGGUUUAGAAUGUAGCCAGUUGUUAAGUCAAUUGGAAUAUUCUGAGAUCAUCAAUGUCAUGUCUGGAAAGUCUUUCAACACUGCACUCCUUACUUACACCCUAAGGCUAGGACUGUCCACGACUUUGCAGGCUAACAGAGACUGGGGUGAAUGUAACAGUUCUGUUGAAACAGGUGAUAGUGAAGAAGGAAGCAGUGGAAGUGGAACAGGUGAAGUACCAUUGUACACAGCCAGCAAAGUCAUUCUACUUCAGCAUUUGGCCCGGUUGUCAGGUUCUCUACCGAGGCCUCAUCAUAUUUUCACACCAGGUGGUGGGAACAAGUACAGUGAGCGAGUUUGCAAACUUCUUUCUGGAGAUGAUGGUAUAGGCAAUGUAGUUGACACUCUGGCUCCAGCAGUUGUUGAGUAUCUCACAGCUAUGUCUAGGUUACCGUGGGGUGGUCAAGUUCUGCCUGAAAGUUCUGAGCACAUACUUCGUUUUUCUCUGUUAGCUAUGGAGUACCUUCACUGGCAAGUCUGGUUAGGGAGUGUAAGCAUAGAUGUAGCAAGUUUAUGCUUAAACUGUGUGGACUCUGUCUUACGCUGCAGCACUCUCUCAGGGCUCCUUGGUCUCUCUGACCGAGUAUCAUACGUAUGCUCCAUGAUAGCUGCUCUCCAUGCUCUGCAUCUUAUUUUAAUCAAACCAAGGGCACUCCCAAGGUUUAAAAAUUGUGAGUACAUUUUAUAA
Messenger RNA from Macrobrachium nipponense, 1074 nucleotides. RefSeq lists its product as uncharacterized. The coding region runs from base 406 to 1074 and encodes 222 amino acids. NCBI's taxonomy places the organism in Eukaryota, Metazoa, Arthropoda, Malacostraca, Decapoda, Palaemonidae. The transcript has 7 exons. The record is from RefSeq and is a predicted model, not a curated record.